UAGUUUGUCCUAUAAAAUAAAUGACUUAGAUUGUGAGGAGAGAUGUGGGUAUUCGGGUAUGGAUCUCUUAUUUGGAAAGUUGAUUUCCCAAUACACAGACAAGUUGUAGGGUAUAUAAAGGGGUACCACCGUAAAUUCUGGCAAGGAAGUACUGAUCAUAGAGGAGUCCCUGGAAAGCCUGGCCGGGUUGUAACCUUAAUUAAAUCAUCGGAUCCAGAGGAACAAGUUUGGGGAGUGGCUUAUCAGAUUGCACCAGAAAAUGCCGAGUCUGUGAGAGCUCAUCUCGACCACAGGGAAAAGGGAGGUUACUCCUGUGUAACAGAGUUAUUUCACCCUGAUGAAGACACAGUAGAACCAUUCCAGCUAACAAUAUAUAUGGCCACUGAGACCAAUACCAAUUAUCUCGGUCCAGCACCUGUCAAAGACAUUGCCAAUCAAAUAGUAAACUCUGUGGGACCCAGUGGCAAAAAUACAGAAUAUCUGUUGAAUCUUGCGGAGGCUGUACGAAAAAUUUCUCCCCAUGUUCAUGACCCUCAUCUAUUUGAAUUGGAGGCUGAAGUUUUAAAACUUUGUGAAGAGUUUUUGGAGUCAUAAUAGAGGUUCUUGUAUGUCAGAGGAUACAAUCUCACAUUUGUUUGAAAAAUAGUUCAUUUUAGGUG
Messenger RNA from Saccostrea echinata, 659 nucleotides. RefSeq names its product putative glutathione-specific gamma-glutamylcyclotransferase 2. Gene Ontology annotation, molecular function: glutathione specific gamma-glutamylcyclotransferase activity; gamma-glutamylcyclotransferase activity. The transcript has 3 exons. Bases 43 to 594 code for a protein of 183 amino acids. Gene Ontology annotation, biological process: glutathione catabolic process. The record is from RefSeq and is a predicted model, not a curated record. Gene Ontology annotation, cellular component: cytoplasm. NCBI's taxonomy places the organism in Eukaryota, Metazoa, Mollusca, Bivalvia, Ostreida, Ostreidae.